Messenger RNA from Gymnodraco acuticeps, 1886 nucleotides. RefSeq names its product eukaryotic translation initiation factor 2B, subunit 3 gamma (gene eif2b3). Gene Ontology annotation, cellular component: eukaryotic translation initiation factor 2B complex; guanyl-nucleotide exchange factor complex. The record is from RefSeq and is a predicted model, not a curated record. Gene Ontology annotation, molecular function: translation initiation factor activity; guanyl-nucleotide exchange factor activity. Lineage: Eukaryota; Metazoa; Chordata; Actinopteri; Perciformes; Bathydraconidae. The transcript has 12 exons. Gene Ontology annotation, biological process: cytoplasmic translational initiation; biosynthetic process. Bases 335 to 1699 code for a protein of 454 amino acids.
AGUUUCCUACACGGACACAUUUCACUGAAACCACCCAGGUGUCAUCAUACGAUGCUAGCUGUUUGCUCUCUUUACGUAAACUCUGUCAAAUAAUUAAACGGGAAAUUGUACGUUUGCCACCAACGCUUAUCGGAGUUGGUGUUUUCUUCUCAGAGGACGUGUCCAGCUCUGUAGCUGUUUUAAUAGCAGCGGUAUCGUUUGCUGCUCUGUGCUAAUCGUUAGCUAAGUGCUAACAACAGUGACAGCAGCCAACUUUACAUGCGUCUGCAGCUGCUGUCAUUUCACGUUGCUGUGGAUCAACAGGAAUCACUGACAGCCGUGUCCAGCAGACAUCAUGGAGCUCCAGGCGGUGUUGAUGGCGGCUGGUGGAGGUUCUCGUAUGACCGAUCUGACAUACAACACCCCCAAACCAAUGCUCCCUGUGGGCAACAAGCCCCUCAUGUGGUACCCGCUGAACCUGCUGGAGAGGGUGGGCUUUGAAGAGGUGAUAGUAAUCACCACCAAAGAGGUUCAGAAGAUGAUGAGCACAGACCCUAAAAUGAAGCCUGACGUGAAGAUGAAGCUCGAUGUGGUAUGCAUUCAGGAAGAUGGAGACAUGGGCACCGCAGACGCCCUCAGACACAUCCAUUCGAAGAUCAAGACGGACGUCCUGGUGGUGAGCUGUGACCUGAUAACGGACGUGGCGCUACACGAAGUAGUUGAUCUUUUCAGAGCCCACAAUGCAACACUGGCCAUGCUGAUGAGAAAAGCCCAUGAAUUCACAGAGACCAUCCCAGGCCAGAAGGGCAAGAAAAAGACAGCUGAACAGAGGGACUUUGUGGGAGUGGAUGAGUCGGGGGAGAGGCUGCUGUUCAUGGCCAAUGAGGCAGAUCUGGAGGACGGACUCUCUAUCAGGAAGUCCAUCAUGAGGAAACAUCCCAGGAUGCACAUUAAAACUGGCCUCGUGGACGCUCACCUCUACUGCCUGAAGAAAGAAGUGUUGGACUUUCUUGCUGACAACAAGUCCAUCUCUUCAAUCCGUGGAGAGCUGGUACCUUAUUUGGUGCGGAAGCAGUUUUCCAAAACCAUCAACUGUCCAAAUAUCAAAGAUGACGCAGAUGAUCAGAAUCUAAAAACGAAAGACGGCUCUUCAAACCAGGAGCUCCUCAUCUCCUCCCGAGACGAGCCCCUUCUCCAGCUGGCUCAGGAGCGCUCCUGUUGGAACGACCACCGCGGCGACAUGAGCGCGGCUUACCACGGAGGAAAGCUCCGCUGCUACGUUCACAUUAUGGACGAGGGACUUUGCUACCGCGUCAACACUUUAGCUGCUUACAUAGAUACAAACCGAUUGGCCCCCAAGCUGUUUGACGAGCCAGCCGUCCACUCCACUGCUGUCAUUUCUGAGAGAUGUCAGAUGGGAUCAGACAGCAUCAUCGGAGCAAUGUGCCAGGUAGCAGACAAGACUUCCAUAAAGAGGUCGACCAUCGGAAACUCCACCAUUGUAAAAGAAAAGGUCAAAGUCACCAACUCUAUCAUCAUGCACGGGGUUACCAUCGAGGAGGGGUGUAAUAUCCAGGGCAGUGUGAUCUGCAGUAAUGCUGUCAUCGGCCGAGGAGCAGACCUCAAACACUGUCUGGUGGGGAACGGACAACGGAUCGAACCAGAGGCUGAGAGGACUAACGAGGUGAUUGUUGGAACGGACCAGCUGAUGGAGAUCUAGCUCCCAUGGAGAUAGAGUGACAUCACCUCAUUAACCAAUCAGAGUGCAGCGAAACACAGAGGACAAGCAAUUCAUCGGCUGACUAACCAAUCAGAAGCCUGGAUUGCAGCUUCACAAUUCUACACUCUCUUCUAAUCGGCUCUUUUGUACAUUGUGUCCAAAUAAAGACAAGUGAUUAAAACCAUGA